Messenger RNA from Rotaria sp. Silwood2, 606 nucleotides. NCBI's taxonomy places the organism in Eukaryota, Metazoa, Rotifera, Eurotatoria, Philodinida, Philodinidae. The record is from the annotation of a GenBank genome assembly.
AUGAGACGAUCACGUGGACCGCGUGGCUAUUUAUUUUCUACCACAGCUGAACGGGAAAUUAUUCGUCACAUGAAAGAGAAAGUUUGUUAUGUUGCCUUGGAUUUCGCAGAAGAAAUUGCCACAUCAUCAUUGUUGGAGACAGCUUAUGAACUACCAGACGGUCAAGUGAUCACCUCUGGUGAUGAACGAUUUCGUGCUCCUGAAGUCUUAUUUCAACCCAACCUCCUAGAGAGAAGUGGAGAUGGCCUUCCUAAAAUAGUCUGCGAUUCCAUUGAGCAAUGUGAAAAGGGUAUUCAGAGAGAUUUGUUUCGCAACAUUGUUCUUGCUGGUGGUAAGUUGACAACGAAUAGAUGUAUGGAAAAUAGUGCGUCUGUGUGUUUAGGAACAACAAUGCUUUCAGGUCUAGCUGAUCGAAUGCGAAAGGAGAUCAGAGCCUUGGUACCCUCAACGUUUCCAGUCAAGAUCAUUGCUCCACCUGAACGAAACAUUGCGACUUGGAUUGGUGGUUCAAUUCUCGCAUCAUUGUCGACAUUUCAGCAGAUGUUCAUUUCUAAGCAGGAGUUUGAGGAAUCAAGUUCAGCGAUUGUUCAUCGAAAAUGUUUUUAA